Molecule: messenger RNA, 1779 nt
Organism: Cladophialophora immunda
Lineage: Eukaryota; Fungi; Ascomycota; Eurotiomycetes; Chaetothyriales; Herpotrichiellaceae
Exons: 3
Coding region: 1-1779 (592 amino acids)
Cellular component (GO): extracellular region
Source: RefSeq, a predicted model, not a curated record
AUGAAGUUCCCAACAACGAUGCUUAUUGUGCUGGCUGCCAGCGGCCGGGCCCUAGGCUCCUGGGUGGACUGGCUCAGAGACGUUACUGUGACGGAAACAGCUACAAGGAUAGUUCAAUCAUGCCCUUGCAAUGGGGAAGUGAAAGUCACGCCCGUUGUUCGAGGGCAAGAGCUCCAGAACUUCCCAAAGCCAGGGUCACAAUUUGGGCCGGUUGGUCCCCAUUUCCCUGCUGCAGCUGGAAGGAUUGUUACCAAGGCCGGUCCUAUAGUAGCAGUCUACAGCACCGCGGGAACAAUAACGACCAAGACCGGCAUUGUCAUUGAAUUGGAGCCCAGUCGUGGUGGCCAUGGUCCGGGAUUGACGACGACGAUCUGGACAGGUCCUCAGCCCACUGAUGAUCUGGCUUGGAUAGACUGGAACCCCGGGCGUGGAAAUGACGCCGGUACAUUGACACGAACUCAAACGAAGUUUACGACCAUUUAUGGCCCUGCCCCGACAAAUGCAGAGCAUGAACCAUGGGCCGAUUGGCUCGAGCCUCCUCACACUAAGGAGUCUUCUACAUCUAGCAGGACGUCGACUUCUUCAAAAUUAUCCAGUUCAUCAUCCGGCGUUGGUCCUAUUGGUAGUUCCACAAGAUCGAGUGCAACUACUUAUGGCUAUCCGACCAAUCCUCAAUGGUCAUCUAGCACUUCUGGCGUCUCAACUUCUUCCUCAUCCCGUACCUCCGGCACGUCAACGAGUCCUUCUGGGAGCAGCACCGGAUCCUUGACGACAUCAAGCUCAUCACUCACCUCAGCCUCCUCUAGCACGUCGACCAGCUCAACUGGCGGAGGAAGUAGCAGCUUGACUUCCACCAGCUUCAGUACCACAACAACGUUCAGCUCAAGUAGCAAUAGUGGUGGUCCUAUUGGGGGAAGCACCACGACCUCUUUAAGUGCUAGCAGUAGCUCUUUCACGUCCACCUCCACACCCAGUGUUUCGACAACUUCCAGUUCGACUCUCGACACGUCGUCAUCGGACAGCACUUCUAGCAGUCGCACUGACAGUUCAACCAGCAGCUCAAGUGUGUCCGCCAGCAGCAGUUCCACAAGCAGCUCUUCCUCAGUCACAUCAGAUACCUCUUCUACCUCUAGCACGACAUUUUCGACAACUACCUCGAUAGUCUCCUCAGCAACCACAUUGUCCCCUUCCAGCACUACUUUGCUGUCCACCUCAUCUACAUCUACCUCCACGACCACAACUGUUGCACAAGGGGCAGUCGUGACGGAUGAUGUUCGCUCUUUAUCCUAUAACGAUGCCAUACUUCAAGCCCACAACAUUCACCGUCGAAAUCACUCUGCAUCCGAUUUGACUUGGUCCGACAACUUGGCGACUAUUGCUGCCCAGAUUGCCGCCAGCUGCGUAUAUGGCCACAACACCACAGCUGGUGGCGGCAGCUAUGGUCAGAACAUCGGAGCCGGAUACACACCUGCACAGGUACCGGCCAUGAUCGGUAAUGACAUGUACAACAAGGAGAUGCCACACUACCCACUCCCUUACGGUGUGGACAAUCCGGAUACAAGCAACUUCGACUCAUGGGGCCACUUCUCGCAGAUUGUGUGGAAAGAGACUCAACAAGUAGGCUGCGCGACGCAGUUUUGCCCCAACGGAGUGGUGGGUGCCGAGUUUACACAAUAUUUCACGGUUUGCAACUAUUAUCCUCCUGGAAAUGUCCAGGGAGCUUACAGCAACGUGGGCGCGCCGCUAGGUCAACCUGUCACAGUGGAGCUGACCAAUUGA